This is a messenger RNA of Peronospora belbahrii, 567 nucleotides long. NCBI's taxonomy places the organism in Eukaryota, Oomycota, Peronosporomycetes, Peronosporales, Peronosporaceae. The record is from the annotation of a GenBank genome assembly.
AUGGGAGCUCAAGCUUAUGUACGCGCUGAGUGCUUGCACGGCAUCACAUUUGGACUGACGUGGGCAGCUUCGUUGGGCACACUUAUUGGUGGAUACUUUUACGAACGCUACGGCGCUCGGGUGAUGUUGAUUGUGACAAGUGAUGCACAGGGUUUAAAGUCUCUGUUGCAUGCACAGAAAUUGAUCAUGUCUUCAAAUCUUUUAGCCUUCACACUGGGUCGUGUUGACUCCAAACUCUAUGGAUCACCAUCGCCGGUGUCGGCGCUGAAGGAGCUUGACCCACAGAACGCGCUAGACCUCGGUGUGUUCGCGUUUGAGCUGCCGUUCGAACAUCAGUCAGCAAGACUAAAUGGACAGGUCUCAACGGUAAGACAGACACACGCAGGAGUACUAGAAAUUGUGGUGAACGAAGGAAAUGUGUGGCUGCCACCGAUCGUCGCCGCGUUGCUAUAUAAACGGACAAAAGAGCUACCAGACAGCGUUCAGAUGCGCUUUGUGCGCUUGGAGAAGGGAAAGUUUGCGAGUCUGCAGCUGAGAGGAAAGGGUUUGGCGAUUAUGGGUGCUUGA